Molecule: messenger RNA, 7401 nt
Organism: Mastomys coucha (southern multimammate mouse)
Lineage: Eukaryota; Metazoa; Chordata; Mammalia; Rodentia; Muridae
Gene: Arfgef1
Product: ADP ribosylation factor guanine nucleotide exchange factor 1
Exons: 39
Coding region: 606-6146 (1846 amino acids)
Biological process (GO): regulation of ARF protein signal transduction
Molecular function (GO): guanyl-nucleotide exchange factor activity
Source: RefSeq, a predicted model, not a curated record
CCGCGCCGCCCUCCGCCCCUUGCCUCCAGGCGCCGCGGCAGCUCUGGGCUGGCACCGCCGCCGCCGCCGCCGCCGCCGCCGCCGCCGUUUCCUCUCUGCAGCCGUUCGGCCGCUGCGUGACGCGUCGUUUCCUCUCAACAUGGCGUCCGGGGCAGGUCGGCGGUGAUGGAGGCCAGUCCGUGGCUGCGGCGGGUGCUGGUCCCCACGGUAGCUAGGGCAGCCUCGCGCCUGCUGGGAGUGUGAGGCGCCGCCACCUAGGCCCUCGGCCCCGGGAAGACGGCCGCCCGAGCCGAGUUCCGCCGCCGGGCCGUAGGGACGAGUGAGGCGGGCGGGCGGCCGGGAAGCGACCCCCGGGCCGACGGCGCCGAGGCCGGACGGGCGCGGCCCUCGAACGGCGGCCCCUCGAGCGUGGCGAGGCUUUCGACGCCCUUGGCGGCCCCGCGGCCGCUCCGCGUCGCCCGCCGCUUCCUGGUGGCGCCGCCGCUGCCCUCCACGCCUCCUCGCCCUCACCGACACCUCCUCGCCUUUCUCCCUCCUCGUCCCCGUCCCCCUCCUCCGCCUCCCCUCCAGCCGCCGGGACCACCGCCGCCGCCUCUUCCGCGUCCAUGUAUGAGGGCAAGAAGACGAAGAACAUGUUCCUGACCCGGGCCCUGGAGAAGAUUUUGGCCGACAAGGAAGUGAAGAAGGCGCAUCACUCCCAGCUGCGCAAAGCUUGCGAGGUGGCCCUAGAGGAAAUAAAAGUUGAAACUGAGAAACAAAGUCCUCCUCAUGGAGAAGCAAAAGCUGGAUCAGGCACCCUCCCACCAGUGAAAUCAAAGACAAAUUUUAUUGAAGCAGACAAGUACUUCUUACCCUUUGAGUUGGCAUGCCAGUCCAAAUGCCCCCGCAUAGUUAGUACAUCUCUAGAUUGUUUGCAGAAACUUAUUGCUUAUGGGCAUUUGACUGGCAGUGCUCCAGAUAGUACAACACCAGGCAAAAAGUUAAUUGAUAGAAUUAUUGAAACAAUAUGUGGCUGCUUCCAAGGUCCUCAAACAGAUGAAGGAGUUCAGUUGCAGAUAAUAAAGGCUUUACUUACUGCAGUAACAUCACAACACAUAGAAAUUCAUGAAGGAACUGUACUGCAAGCUGUGAGAACAUGCUACAAUAUCUAUUUAGCCAGCAAAAAUCUCAUCAAUCAGACAACAGCCAAAGCUACUCUUACUCAGAUGCUGAAUGUUAUCUUUGCACGCAUGGAAAACCAAGCAUUACAGGAAGCCAAACAAAUGGAAAGAGAAAGACAUCGGCAGCAGCAGCAUUUGUUACAGUCUCCAGUAAGCCAUCAUGAGCCCGAGUCACCUCAUCUUAGAUAUUUGCCACCUCAGACUGUUGAUCAUAUAGUCCAAGAGCAUGAAGGGGAUCUUGAUCCCCAAACACAUGAUGUGGAUAAAAGUCUCCAAGAUGAUACAGAGCCUGAAAACGGAUCUGAUAUUUCCAGUGCAGAGAAUGAACAGACAGAAGCUGAUCAGGCAACUGCAGCUGAAACAUUAUCUAAAAAUGAUAUCUUGUAUGAUGGAGACUGUGAGGAAAAGCCACAUGAUAUUGUCCAGAGCAUUGUAGAAGAAAUGGUGAACAUCAUUGUUGGAGACAUGGGAGAAGGGAUGGCUAUCAAUGCAAGUACAGACGGCAACACUGGAACUGUGGAGGAUGGUAGUGACAGUGAAAACAUCCAAGCAAAUGGAAUCCCGGGAACACCCAUUUCCGUUGCAUAUACACCAUCGUUACCUGACGACAGGCUGUCUGUCUCCUCCAAUGAUACUCAGGAAUCUGGAAAUUCUUCAGGACCUUCACCUGGUGCUAAGUUUUCCCACAUUUUACAAAAGGAUGCCUUUCUAGUGUUCAGGUCAUUGUGUAAGCUGUCAAUGAAACCACUGUCAGAUGGACCACCAGAUCCAAAGUCUCAUGAGUUACGGUCCAAGAUUCUUUCAUUGCAGUUGCUUCUGUCCAUUCUGCAGAAUGCAGGACCUGUUUUCAGGACAAAUGAGAUGUUUAUUAAUGCUAUCAAGCAGUAUCUGUGUGUUGCACUCUCAAAAAACGGAGUCUCAUCUGUUCCAGAGGUUUUUGAGCUUUCUCUUUCCAUAUUUCUUACUUUGUUGUCAAACUUCAAGACACAUCUGAAGAUGCAAAUUGAGGUAUUCUUUAAAGAAAUCUUCCUGUACAUUUUGGAAACUUCUACAAGCUCAUUUGAUCAUAAGUGGAUGGUUAUUCAGACACUGACAAGGAUCUGUGCAGAUGCUCAGAGUGUGGUGGAUAUUUAUGUAAAUUAUGACUGUGACCUAAAUGCAGCAAAUAUAUUUGAAAGACUAGUAAAUGAUCUGUCAAAAAUUGCCCAAGGAAGGGGCAGUCAAGAACUUGGUAUGAGUAAUGUUCAGGAACUGAGCCUGCGGAAGAAAGGAUUAGAAUGUUUAGUUUCAAUUUUGAAGUGUAUGGUUGAGUGGAGUAAGGAUCAGUAUGUGAAUCCCAACUCCCAGACUACCCUUGGUCAGGAAAAACCCUCAGAGCAAGAGAUAAGUGAAAUUAAACACCCUGAGACCAUAAACAGAUAUGGAAGUUUAAACUCCUUAGAGUCCACGUCAUCAUCAGGAAUUGGCAGCUAUAGUACACAGAUGUCUGGCACUGAUAAUCCAGAACAAUUUGAGGUCCUAAAGCAGCAGAAAGAAAUCAUAGAACAAGGGAUUGAUUUAUUUAAUAAGAAACCAAAGAGAGGAAUACAGUACCUCCAAGAACAAGGGAUGCUUGGCACCACACCUGAAGAUAUAGCUCAGUUCUUACAUCAAGAAGAAAGAUUAGACUCUACUCAGGUGGGUGAGUUCCUGGGAGAUAAUGAUAAAUUCAAUAAAGAAGUCAUGUAUGCAUAUGUAGACCAACAUGACUUUUCAGGAAAAGACUUUGUUUCAGCUCUUCGUCUGUUUCUGGAAGGAUUCCGGCUUCCAGGAGAAGCUCAGAAAAUUGAUCGAUUAAUGGAAAAAUUUGCUGCAAGAUACCUAGAGUGCAACCAAGGACAAACCCUUUUUGCUAGUGCAGACACUGCUUAUGUUUUGGCCUACUCAAUUAUCAUGUUGACCACAGAUCUUCACAGUCCACAGGUUAAAAACAAAAUGACAAAAGAACAGUACAUUAAAAUGAAUCGUGGUAUCAAUGAUAGCAAAGAUCUCCCUGAAGAGUAUCUAUCAGCCAUUUAUAAUGAAAUAGCUGGGAAAAAAAUAUCAAUGAAAGAAACAAAAGAACUAACAAUCCCUACAAAGUCCACUAAACAGAAUGUAGCCAGUGAAAAACAAAGACGACUUCUGUAUAACUUAGAAAUGGAACAGAUGGCUAAGACAGCUAAAGCACUCAUGGAAGCUGUGAGCCAUGUUCAGGCACCUUUUACAAGUGCAACACACUUGGAGCACGUGAGGCCUAUGUUUAAGUUGGCUUGGACACCUUUCUUGGCUGCAUUCAGUGUGGGUCUCCAAGACUGUGAUGAUACUGAAGUAGCCUCUCUUUGCCUAGAAGGGAUAAGAUGUGCGAUCAGAAUUGCAUGCAUUUUCAGCAUUCAGCUGGAAAGAGAUGCAUAUGUCCAAGCUCUAGCCAGAUUUACCUUACUUACAGUGAGUUCUGGUAUUACUGAAAUGAAACAGAAGAAUAUCGACACAAUAAAAACACUCAUCACAGUGGCUCACACUGAUGGAAAUUAUUUAGGAAAUUCGUGGCAUGAGAUCCUGAAGUGCAUCAGUCAGUUAGAGCUGGCACAACUUAUAGGAACUGGAGUGAAGCCUCGGUACAUUUCUGGGACUGUGAGAGGCAGAGAAGGGUCUCUCGCUGGGACAAGAGAUCAGGCUCCAGAUGAAUUUGUUGGUCUAGGGCUAGUCGGUGGGAAUGUGGACUGGAAGCAGAUAGCCAGUAUUCAAGAGUCUAUUGGAGAAACCAGUUCUCAGAGUGUCGUGGUUGCCGUGGAUAGAAUAUUCACAGGAUCCACAAGGCUAGAUGGAAAUGCUAUUGUCGAUUUUGUUCGUUGGCUCUGUGCUGUGUCUAUGGAUGAAUUGCUUUCUACUACACACCCAAGAAUGUUUAGUCUACAAAAAAUAGUAGAAAUAUCAUACUACAACAUGGGAAGAAUAAGACUGCAGUGGUCUCGGAUUUGGGAAGUUAUUGGAGAUCAUUUUAAUAAGGUUGGUUGCAAUCCUAAUGAAGAUGUAGCCAUAUUUGCAGUAGACUCCCUAAGGCAGCUAUCAAUGAAGUUUUUAGAGAAAGGAGAGCUUGCAAACUUCAGAUUCCAAAAGGAUUUCUUACGACCUUUUGAACAUAUAAUGAAACGAAACAGGUCUCCAACAAUUCGAGAUAUGGUUGUGCGGUGUAUAGCACAAAUGGUUAAUUCUCAGGCUGCAAAUAUUCGUUCAGGAUGGAAGAACAUUUUCUCAGUAUUCCAUCUAGCUGCAUCAGACCAAGAUGAAAGCAUAGUAGAACUUGCAUUUCAGACAACGGGGCACAUUGUCACUCUUGUAUUUGAAAAACAUUUUCCAGCCACCAUUGAUUCUUUCCAGGAUGCAGUGAAGUGUUUAUCUGAAUUCGCAUGUAAUGCAGCUUUCCCAGACACAAGUAUGGAAGCAAUCCGACUUAUUCGCCAUUGUGCAAAAUAUGUUUCUGAUAGACCUCAGGCUUUCAAGGAGUACACAAGUGAUGACAUGAACGUGGCACCUGAAGACAGGGUGUGGGUGAGAGGGUGGUUCCCAAUCCUCUUUGAGUUGUCAUGUAUCAUCAAUAGAUGCAAAUUAGAUGUAAGAACCAGGGGCUUAACAGUAAUGUUUGAAAUAAUGAAAACAUACGGCCACACUUAUGAAAAACAUUGGUGGCAGGACUUAUUCAGAAUUGUUUUCAGAAUCUUUGACAACAUGAAAUUGCCAGAACAACAGACAGAGAAAGCUGAAUGGAUGACAACAACUUGUAACCAUGCCCUGUAUGCAAUAUGUGAUGUAUUCACCCAGUAUUUAGAAGUUCUCAGCGAUGUACUUUUGGAUGAUAUUUUUGCCCAGCUUUACUGGUGUGUACAACAAGACAAUGAGCAGUUAGCACGCUCCGGUACAAACUGCUUAGAAAAUGUGGUUAUUCUGAAUGGUGAAAAGUUUACUCUGGAAAUCUGGGAUAAAACAUGUAACUGCACCCUGGAUAUCUUCAAAACCACAAUUCCUCACGCGCUUCUGACUUGGCGUCCUACUUCUGGAGAGGCUGCACCCCCAUCUCCAUCAGCCGUGAGUGAAAAGCAGUUGGAUGCAAUAUCACAAAAAUCUGUAGACAUACAUGAUUCUGUUCAACCAAGAUCUUCAGAUAACAGACAGCAAGCACCACUGGUUUCUGUCUCUACUGUGAGUGAAGAAGUUGGCAAAGUGAAAUCCACAGCAAAAUUCCCAGAACAAAAAUUGUUUGCUGCCCUGUUGAUUAAAUGUGUUGUGCAGCUGGAACUCAUCCAGACCAUCGACAACAUUGUGUUCUUCCCAGCCACAAGCAAGAAGGAGGAUGCAGAAAACUUAGCUGCAGCCCAGAGAGAUGCAAUAGACUUCGAUGUUCGAGUUGAUACUCAAGACCAAGGAAUGUACCGCUUUUUAACAUCACAACAGCUCUUCAAGCUACUGGACUGCUUAUUAGAGUCACAUAGAUUUGCAAAAGCAUUUAAUUCCAACAAUGAACAGAGGACUGCUCUGUGGAAAGCAGGCUUCAAAGGCAAGUCCAAGCCCAAUCUUCUAAAACAGGAGACAAGCAGCCUGGCCUGUGGGCUGCGCAUUCUCUUCCGGAUGUACAUGGAUGAGAGCAGAGUCAGUGCCUGGGAAGAAGUCCAGCAGAGGCUUUUAAACGUCUGCAGUGAAGCGCUGAGUUACUUCCUCACUCUAACAUCCGAAAGUCACCGGGAAGCCUGGACUAACUUACUGUUACUGUUCCUCACCAAAGUUCUGAAGAUCAGUGACAGCAGGUUUAAAGCUCAUGCAUCAUUCUACUACCCUCUCUUAUGUGAAAUUAUGCAAUUUGACUUGAUUCCUGAGUUGCGUGCUGUUCUUAGAAGAUUUUUCCUGCGAAUUGGAAUAGUAUUUCAAAUAUCACAACCACCUGAACAGGAACUUGGGAUAAACAAGCAGUGAUGAGAACCGACUAUUUUUCUGUUGGUGUUUACAUCCCUCUGCUCUGUGAAAGGACCCUGGAGCAGAGGUUUCCUACCUGAAAACUGUCUCUGUGAACUGCAGUGUCUUCUGGUUAGAUGCUUACCUGUAACUCAAGGUCUGAACACUCCAUCCAUCCCUCCAGUAACCCAGUGGCUUCUGUCUCGUGUUGGGCUCAUGCUGAGCAGAAAGGCUGUUGAACAGCAUCAGCCUACCUGUAGGGUCCUUCCCUGCCCUCUAAGCAGGGUGAGCCCACACUUUGGCAGGUACGGAAAUGAAACUUACCCAAAGAAGUAUAGAUGUAAAGACUGAACUUCUGCAAGAAGUACAACUCAGGAGAGCUGUAUUUUGAAGGAUAAAAUGUUUAUAAUUGGGGGGAAGGGAGAAAAAAUUAUUGCUCAUGGUAAAAGAUAUUUAGCAACUAUGGUAUUCUUACUCUGAAGAUUUUUGCACACUCAGGCUAUCUGAGAUACUGGUAAUCAUCAUCUUUCUGUGAAAAUGUAUAGAGAUGCAGGCCUGUAAUAUAAAAAUCUUAAACAUAUUGUUCCUCCUGCACUGUUUUAUUUCUUUAUUUUCUUAUCUACUUGCUAAAUACCCAUAAUAUUUUGUCAAAUGCACUAAAACAUUUGGGUUGAACUUUUAGUCUUUGGGGGGAAGUGGUGGUCAUUUUGAGGGCUUGCUAUGCCCUGAAUCUGUUGUGGCCAGUGCUUGUCAAGAUCACAACAGGAGGGGGAAACCACCAAGGUAGAAAACAUCCCUGCUGACAAGAACUACCUGUAACAUACUCUCUUAGGGCUUUUAAAGAUGAGCCAUUAAAAUAGAUGACCUUUCACAGACUGAAACUUGAAUCACUGCAAAAUGAAUCUAGGUUGCUGUCACUUUUUCUUUUGGGUGGCAGGGCUUGAUGUAGAUUUUAUUCUAUGUACAGAAUUUAAUGUUGAAUAUAUUAAAACUAACAAAUCUGGCAUGGUUUGAGGAGGUUAGAUUUACUGGAAAUGUAUUCAUACUGUGAAUUGUGCUCUGAUGGUUAAAAUGAAAAGCUUGUCAAGCAUUCCAUAUUAACAGUGGAUGUAGAAAAUUUUUUCAGGUGGAUAUGUAUAUGGUACAGAUGUAAAGUUUUCUAUGUAAAAAAUUCUGUACAACUUUCUGUACAAUAUUGAUUCUCAUCUGGCAUAUCUAAUCAGGUUAUAGGUCAAUAAAGUUUUUGAAUUAUUUCAUCAGUGCAGUGUAACCCACA